Messenger RNA from Hippopotamus amphibius kiboko, 6076 nucleotides. It is a transcript of the gene SH3RF3, whose product is annotated as SH3 domain containing ring finger 3. The record is from RefSeq and is a predicted model, not a curated record. NCBI's taxonomy places the organism in Eukaryota, Metazoa, Chordata, Mammalia, Artiodactyla, Hippopotamidae. The coding region runs from base 1085 to 3622 and encodes 845 amino acids. Gene Ontology annotation, molecular function: ubiquitin protein ligase activity; protein binding; metal ion binding. The transcript has 10 exons. Gene Ontology annotation, biological process: positive regulation of JNK cascade; protein ubiquitination; positive regulation of proteasomal ubiquitin-dependent protein catabolic process.
CGCGCCCGAAGGCGGGCGCCGGGAAGGAGACCGCGGCACCCCUCGCCAGCGCCUCCCGAGGAGGGGUCGAGAGCGUCCCCAAGGGCGCCCCGCGCGAGGCUGGGGUCCGGCGGGCAGCGGCGCAGCCUCCGAGCCAAGUCGCCAGAGGACCCCAGCUCCCUCCCCUCCGCUUCGUCCGGCGCCUCGCGCCCACCCCGGCUCCGGAGCUGUCACUUCCGCGCGCCGCCGGGUAGGGGACCGGGCCGUCGUCGAGGAGGAUGCCCGGGUGUUGGCUGCGUCCGCAAGCGGCUGGCCGGCGCUGCCCAGGGAAGCGGUCGGGAUAGCGCCGCCCAAAGUUUCCUUCGCGGCGGCGUCAGGCGGAAACAUCCCGCUCCGAGGCUCACGGAGAGCGAAGGGAGGCUAGGGCACCAGAGGGGACAGGCCCAGGCCUGCGCGGGAGGGCGCCCCGGAGUUCAUGGGGGCUCUGGAGGCUCCCUAAGGGCAGGACUGGUGGUCGGCGUGUGCCCAGGCGGAGGCAGGUCCAGGGCGCGGCUGCCCGUUCCUAGCGCCCGGCAGUGACCGUGACCUCCGCGCGCUCCCCGCGCACGUGCUCGUCGCCGAGCACGAGGAGGGGUCCGGCUGCACCCGCUGGGCAGCGGCUAGGGGGCAGGCCCAGGGCACACAGAGGCGGUGCGGGGGAGCGCGCACGCCGCGCCCCCGCCUUCCCCGGGAUCGGACUGGCCGCUGCGAGCGCAGAGCCGCCGGGUGUCGUGCCUGCCCGGCGGCGGCGCCACUGGACCCCGUGCGGGGAGGAGUCGCGGAGGGACAGGUGUAGCCCGCAUCCGCGGGCGCCGCGCGCCGAAGAACUGGGUGGACUCGGCGGCCCGGAAGGGGCUCGCGGGGCUCUGAGGUCCGGUCCCUGCCACGCAGGCCGGUCGGCACCACUUGGCGCUGCCAGUCGCAGGGGAGGAAGUCGCGGUGCAGUCCGGUUCCCCAGCGGCCGUCCGGGCGCGACCCUGGCGCCCACUACCCGCGGCCGCCCCCGCAACGACCCCCGCAGCGGCCCUGGGACCUAGAGGUGAGCGCCGCCGCCGGCGCCGUCCCCAUGCUGCUCGGAGCGCCCAGGCUGUGCGCUUCCAGGGCGGCCGCCGCUGCGCAGAGCGAGGGCGACGGCGACAGGCUGGGCGGGGACAUGGACGAGUCUUCGCUUCUGGACCUGCUGGAGUGCUCCGUGUGCCUGGAGCGCCUGGACACGACGGCCAAAGUGCUGCCCUGCCAGCACACCUUCUGCCGCCGCUGCCUGGAGAGCAUCGUGUGCUCGCGCCACGAGCUGCGCUGCCCCGAGUGCCGCAUCUUGGUGGGCUGCGGCGUGGACGAGCUGCCCGCCAACAUUCUGCUGGUGCGCCUGCUGGACGGCAUUCGCCAGCGGCCCCGCGCAGGCGCUAGCCCCGGCAGCAGCCCGCCCGCACGUCCUGGUCCGGGCCCUGGGCCUGGUUCGGGGGCGGCCUCGGCGCUCGCGGGUGGUGGGGGCAGCGUCCCUGGCUCCCCGGUCCUCCUCCCCGCGGCGACCAGCGCCACCGCCAGCCUGCGCGAGCUGGCGACCAGCAGGAGCGCGCCCCCGGCAAAGAGCUUUCCCCAGCCGCCCUCCAGCAAAGCCCUGCACAGCUACGAGGGGAAGGAGCCCGGGGACCUCAGGUUCAGCGAAGGGGACGUCAUCGUCCUGCGGCACCGGGUAGAUGAGCGCUGGUACCACGGCCUUCUGCCCACCAGCUACGUCCAAGGUGUGCGGCCGCUGCCCCAGGCUCCGCCCCAGGGCAAAGCACUCUAUGAUUUCGAGAUGAAGGACAGAGACCAGGACAAGGACUGUCUGACCUUCCGCAAGGAUGAAGUCCUGACUGUAAUCAGAAGAGUAGAUGACAACUGGGCGGAGGGAAUGCUGGGAGACAAAAUCGGAAUCUUCCCCCUGCUGUAUGUGGAGCUCAACGACGCCGCCAAGCAGCUGAUAGAGAUGGACAAGCUCGGCCCGGCCUCAGCGUCCAGCUGCCUCGCCUCCUUGCCCUCUGACCCUGGUGCGGUGGCCAGCGUGGCUCCGGUCCCCACUUCAGGCAGCACGGGGGCGGUCAGCGCCUUCCAGCGGCGUGUAGACAGCAAGAAGAACGCCAAGAAGCGGCACUCCUUCACAGCGCUCAGCGUGACGCACAAGUCCGCACAGGCUACUGGCCACAGGCGCUCCAUGGAGAUCAGCGCCCCCGUGCUGAUCAGCUCCAGCGACCCCCGGGCCGCGGCCAGGAUUGGGGACCUGGCACACCUGUCCCGCAGUGCUCCCGCCCAGGAUGCCUCGGCCAGAUCCACCCCAGUGGCUGAACAGCAGGGCAUGGCUCCCAAAGUCCAGCUGCCCCUCAACGUGUACCUGGCGCUCUACGCCUACAAGCCCCAGAAGAGUGAUGAGCUGGAGCUGCGCAAGGGCGACACGUACCGCGUCCUUGAGAAGUGUCGGGACGGCUGGUUCAAGGGCACGGCCCUGAGGACUGGGCUCUCGGGUGUGUUCCCGGGGAACUACGUGACGCCUGUCUCCAGGGUUCCUGUAGGAGGGGCUGGGCCAUCUCGGAAUAAUGUGGUCGGAGGGUCUCCACUGGCCAAGGGGAUGGCCACCACCCUCCACCCAGGCGGUGGGAGUCUGAGCAGCCCAGCCACGGCCCUGAGGCCAGCCCUUUCCCUCACCACAGCCCAGGCCCCAGCGCAGCACCCAGCAGCCUCUCCCCCAGCGGGCAGUUGUCUGCGGCACUCGGUCCAGCCGGCGGCCAGCCAGGCCCGGAGUGCCGGCCCUACCGCUGCCCACUCGGCCCAGGCCCAGGGCCGGCCAACCGCCACGGUGUCACCCCUGCGCACCCAGUGCUCCCCGUCCCGCCUGCCCGCUGGCCUCAGGCCCCCGGCCAUGGGGUCCCCGCAGCACAGCCCCCAGCCUGCGACGCAGUGUCCCCGGCCAGCCAUCCCGCUCACGUCGGCAGCCUCGGCCGUCACUCCUCCCAACGUCAGCGCUGCCAACCUCAAUGGGGAGGUCGGAGGGGGCCCCGCCAGCGGCCUGUCUGCAUCCAGCCCCACCAACGCGGGAGGAAGACUUGACGAGAGGAAAAAUGAAAAGAAAGACAAGAAGACUGGGUUGCUGAAGCUGCUGGCCGGUGCGUCCACGAGGAAGAAGUCACGCUCCCCACCGUCCACCUCUCCCACCCACGACCCCCAGGCGGUGGUGGACGCCUCACUCCAGGGUGCAGUGGGGCCUGAAGUGUCCUCGCUGUCCAUCCAUGGCAGGGCUGGGUCCUGCCCUGUCGAGGGUGAGAUGCAGGGGGCCUUGGGGAUGGAGCCGCUGCACUGGAAGGCGGGCUCCUUGGAUCUGAGCUUCCCGUCCCCUGCCCGGCAGGCCUAUCUCUCCACGGCCGCUGUCCGCCCUGAGCCCAAGCCGCUGCCCAGAGAGAGGUACCGCGUGGUGGUCUCGUACCCGCCCCAGAGUGAGGCGGAGAUUGAGCUCAAGGAAGGGGACGUGGUCUUCGUGCACAAGAAGCGUGAGGACGGCUGGUACAAGGGGACUCUGCAGAGGAACGGCCGCACCGGCCUCUUCCCCGGCAGCUUCGUGGAGAGCUUCUGAGGUUGCGCCCGCCACCCCCCAGGACUGGAGGUGCAGGAACCCCAGGGGAGCGGCCAUCUGAAGCCUUGGGUCCUUCUAGGCACCUGGUGGGGAUUUCCGCAUGCACACACGGGACCUGGGGGCAAGAAGGUCACAGCUUCCACCAUCGCUGUGUCCUCUGACAGGAGCAGCGCUGUUGGGUGGUUUGCUUCCAGGAUGCUCCUCUGCUGUCUACUUGCGAGGCUGGCGGAGGGCACAGGCCCAGUGCAGUUGGAGAGCAUCUUUGGGUGGCUCUAGGCCUCACAUGGUCCAGCACCUCCUCCUGGACCCUCAGCAGGGUGCCCUGGCCUGGGGUCGUCACUGGCAGUCCUGGCAAGGCCGGCACGCAGCUCCCAUGGGCAAGGUGGCAACAGUGCCUCGUGCUUUGGCAGCCGGGUCCCCUCUCCUGCGUGCUUCUUUCUUACUUACAUCUUUUUACUACAAAGCUGUUAGACUUUAUAAAUCUCUAACAGGUCCUUCACUGCCUAUUUUUCAUACAUCUGGUGCUGCCUUUUUGUAAAACUAGUCAGGAGUUGGUUGAGCUUGAAAGAAAUAACCUCUGGGGAGACACCAAACGGGCAGAACUUUUACAGGUGCCACGUGAACCUGGAAAGCCAGGUCCUCAGAGGGGCCUCAGGCCUCUGUGGAGUUUGGAAAAGCCCUCCUUUCAUCUUUUCCACCCUUCCAGAGCCCCUGCCUCAUCUGGAGACAUUCUGAUGAGAGGUGGCAGUCGAGAAACAGGAGGGUGGACCCCAGGCCGGGAGGCAGAACUUCCCUCUGCAUUGUCGAGGGGACACAGCAGCCAGGAUUUCCACUGCCGAAACAUGCACUUUUUAUUCAGAUUUACCGCCUUGUGAGGGUUUCUCCAUUUUUUCUUUAAAUAAAUAGCUGCUCUGCUCUUAGUGCAAACGUUGGUCUCGAGACCAGAGACAGGAGGUUAAUGAGGGCUUUGAGGCCUGCCUCAUGCAUACUUGCAGGUUUGGGUAGCUGGGGGGGGGGGGGGGGGGGGUGGCAGCUCUGAUCCUGGGACCUUCCCUGUUGGGGGUUCACGAAGGGCACCCGUGAGUCCAGCUUCCCACAAGCCCUGACAGGAGGAGCCCAUGAGAGAGACACCUUAGGAAUACACUCUUAUCAGUUCCUAAACCCUCUCUCUCUUUACAAAGCCACUCAGGGUUAAAUCAGGCUAAACACACUUAGCCUUUGGUAACACGGGAUCUCUCUGCAACCAAAUCUAGAAGCCCACUCCCCAGCCUGCUGCGAGGCUGCCACAGGAACGCUGUCUUCAGAGUUCCUGUGCUGGGAUGUGACUGGCUACUUGCUGCUACCAGGUGGCUCCGUGCUCCUCCUCGCUCCAGAGGAUGAUAGGUUUAAUAGAGUUGAGAAAUUUGUUCUGAAUAAAAGAAAAAAAUCUGAUUUAAGCACAGGGAGCCCUGUGCACCAAGUUUAUAACAGCCAGAAGGUGCGCAUUUGCCACCGGUUGCCAAAUUAGUUGCCUCCUGUGCACAGAAAUCCUGUGUGUGUCUACAAUUACGUCAUCACCAAAAACGUGCGUGGAUUAACACGCUGAGACACGUGUUCUCCAGUGAAACCAGAGCUGACUCCAUCCCCAGAUGAUACGAAUGCAGUUACCCGGUUACCAAGCAAUAGAAAAGACCUCACCGGUUACCAAGCAACAGAACUCCUCUGGCACCACCCACAUGAUGCUGAGAGGCAGGUGCCUGGCAGAGGGGGCAGAGGCACACGCCUGCCACCCCCCCCACCCCCCACAAGGUAUCUUAGUAAAGCAUCACUGGCCCUUCCCAGGCAGAGUCAGGGCCAGGCACUUGGGCCUCCCCCGGGAAGAAAAGCGACACCAGUGUCAGGGCCUCCUCGCAGGCAGGCCAGGCUCUGGGACCCUGAAUGUGCACGACCACCCCCGAUUCCUGUGCUUUGGGCUGCUUUCAAAACCUGGGUCAGACCAUCAGCCCUCAUGACCACUGAACCAUAGACAGAGCAGGAGCAGAAGGAAACCCUUCUGCUGGGCCAUCCUGCCCGGAAGGACACCCUCAUCCUGGCCACGAAGAUGAACCAACCUUUGCCUGUAACCCUUAAGAUUCCUGAGGUCCAGACCUCACACACCUUGGUCAUGACGUGGCCUUUGGGGCCAAGGCAGUGUGCUCUGGGGAGCAGGGCAGAGUCCUCAGCCACACACAGUGAUGUCAGAGGACAUGGAGGUGACAGGGACAUCCGGCCACCAAAGGGCCACGGGAGCGGAGUCUGGGGAUGGCAGUCUUGUGGUGAACGCUGGGCUCUGGCUGGGAAAUUCUUGGCACUUUGCACAGUCACACACACACACCCCUUGUUUCUGUUAGACACAGAUGUCAGUGUGGUUCUGGAGGAACAGACUGAUGAAAAACCAUGAUGCCUGUGUGUCUGAGUCUUUAAAUAAAACUGAAC